GUUGCUGCGGUAAACACGAGAGCUCCAUCGCCAAUCAACAAAUGUCCCGACCAACAACUCCAGACAUUCGAGUCUGCAGCCCAAGACAUUCAAAAUCAACUGAGUUUCCUAUCUCUUCAACAACAGUAGCGUCUCACGAGCUUGGAGCUGUCGAUAUACUCUGAUAUUGUCUCUCCCACAGUCCAUUUGCUCGCAAUCGACCUUUGCCUAUAUAGCAUCACACACACCAUCAAUCCGCCUAGUCUGGGUUACUCGACUGCUUUUUUUGCAUCACACACCCUUGACACACAGCAGCGACAACCAAAAAGUCACUACAAUAUGAACGCGAUGGCCGAAGAGAACGCAAAUGCUGCACCGGCCAUCCCGGCGUCCAAGCAGGGCAACAACACACGUCCGGGCCCUGAUUCCCAGAGUGUGACAAAGCGCCUUCAGACAGAGCUUAUGCAGCUCAUGAUGUCGCCGGCUCCUGGCGUGUCCGCCUUCCCCACGUCAGACGACAACAUGCUGAGCUGGACGGCCACCAUCGAGGGACCCGAGGACACGCCCUACACCGGGCUCACCAUGAAGCUCGCCUUCGAGUUCCCCUCCAACUACCCCUACGCGCCCCCGACGGUGCUCUUCAAGACGCCCAUCUACCACCCCAAUGUGGACUUUUCCGGCCGCAUCUGCUUGGAUAUUCUGAAGGACAAGUGGACCGCCGCCUACAACACGCAGACGGUGCUCCUCAGCCUGCAGAGUCUCCUGGGCGAGCCCAACAACUCUUCGCCCCUCAAUGGCGAGGCUGCUGAGCUAUGGGACAAUGACCCUGCCGAGUUCCAGCGCAAGGUGACGGCUCGUCACAAGGACAUUGACGACGAGUAGACGUCUUUUUGGAGUUCAUUUGGAGAAUUGGAGUCUUGGGUUCGUUCACUUCCUUCCUAGUCUGGUAUGAGCAGGAUGCAUGGUACAGCCCUAGUCUAGAGGCUUGGAGUCAGGAUUCAUAGCCACUGCGGAUCAGUAACAAACAUGUACAAAGCAUUGUUUCAGCGAACAUUUCAGCGUCUCGGCAAGCCGCCUCCAGGGUCAGAGGGAUGUUUGUGGAAUCGACCGCAACGUCAUUCCGCACGUGGGACAACCACUGCCGGCGCAGAUGCACUCAAUCUGGACAGGAGCAUUGGUAGUAGGAUUUGUUCAAUUCCCUCAGUAAGUUUUUGUUUCGUAGCCGUCCAAAGCUCUCGAAUGCCGAAUCGUCGCAACUCCGAAAUGCCGUUGUCACACACCCAGAAGCCAGGAAAAGAGUCAAUAGAAAUCCCAACCCCCCAACGCA
Emericellopsis atlantica is the source of this 1306-nucleotide messenger RNA. Its product is annotated as putative ubiquitin conjugating enzyme. Lineage: Eukaryota; Fungi; Ascomycota; Sordariomycetes; Hypocreales; Bionectriaceae. The transcript has 3 exons. The record is from RefSeq and is a predicted model, not a curated record. The coding region runs from base 319 to 861 and encodes 180 amino acids.